This is a messenger RNA of Pocillopora meandrina, 4878 nucleotides long. NCBI's taxonomy places the organism in Eukaryota, Metazoa, Cnidaria, Anthozoa, Scleractinia, Pocilloporidae. The record is from the annotation of a GenBank genome assembly.
AUCGAGAUAAUAAAGCAAGACCUCCACAAUGCAAAAGAAUUGGGAGACAGUCCGGACGAGGGAAUUGCCUACCUCCUUCUUGGUGUGACUUAUCACCAGCUAGGUGAUUUCAAUCAAGCCAUAGAGUACAUCCAACAACAUCUUAGUAUUGCUAAAGAACUGGGAGACAGGGCAAACGAGGGAAUUGCCUACACGAAUCUUGGCUCGGCUUAUUACGAGCUGGGUGAUUUCAAUCAAGCCAUAGAGUACAGCAAACAACAUCUUAGUAUUGCUAAAAAACUCGGAGAUAGGGCAGACGAGGGAACUGCCUACCACAAUCUUGGUGUGACUUAUCCCCAGCUGGGUGAUUUCAAUAAAGCCAUAGAGUACCACAAACAAGAUCUUAGUAUUGCUAAAGACCUGGGAGACAGGAAUGUAGAAGGACGUGCCUACAAAGGACUUGGCUUGGCCUAUUUCAAGAUGGGUGAUUUCAAUAAAGCCAUAGAGUACCACAAACAACAUCUUAGUAUUACUAAAGAACUCGGAGAUAGGGCAGACGAGGGAACUGCCUACCACAAUCUUGGCGAGGCUUAUCACCAGCUGGAUGAUUUCAGUCAAGCUAUAGUGUACCACAAACAAUAUCUUAGUAUUGCUAAAGAACUGGGAGACAGGAAAGUAGAAGGACGUGCCUACAAAGGACUUGGCUUGGCCUAUUUCAAGAUGGGUGAUUUCAAUAAAGCCAUAGAGUACCAUAAACAACAUCUUAGUAUUGCUAAAGAACUGAGAGACAGGGCAGACGAGGGAACUGCCAACCUCCUUCUUGGUACGACUUAUUACCAGCUAGGUGAUUUCAAUCAAGCCAUAGAGUACAGCCAACAACAUCUCAGUAUUGUAAAAGAACUGGGAGACAAGGCAGACGAGGAACUUGCCUACAAAGCUCUUGGCUCGGCCUAUCUCAAGCUGGGUGACUUCAAUCAAGCCACAGAGUACAGCAAACAACAUCUUAGUAUUGCUAAAGAACUGGGAGACAGGGCAGACGAGGGAAUUGCCUACAACUAUCUUGGCGCGGCCUAUCUCAAGCUGGGUGACUUCAAUCAAGCCACAGAGUACAGCAAACAACAUCUUAGUAUUGCUAAAGAACUGGGAGACAGGAAAGAAGAGGGACGUGCCUACAACAACCUUGGCACGACUUAUCACCGGCAAGGUGAUUACAAUCAAGCCAUAGAGUACCGAAAACAGAGUCUUAGUAUUGCUAAAGAAAUGGGAGACAGGGCAGACGAGGGAACUGCCUACCACAAUCUUGGCUUGGCUUAUCACCGGCUGGGUGAUUUCAGUCAAGCAAUAGUGUACCACAAACAAGAUCUUAGUAUUGCUGAAGAACUGGGAGAUAGGAAAGUAGAGGGACGUGCCCACAACAGACUUGGCUUGGCUUAUUUCCAGAUGGGUGAUAUCAAUGAAGCCAUAAAGUACCACAAACAAAAUCUUAGUAUUACUAAAGAACUGGGAGACAGGGAAGACGAGGGAACUGCCUACCACAAUCUUGGCUUGGCUUAUCACCAGCUGGGUGAUUUCAGUCAAGCCAUAGUGUACCACAAACAAGAUCUUAGUAUUGUUGAAGAACUGGGAGACAGGAAAGUAGAUGGACGUACCUACAACAGACUUGGCUUGGCUUAUUUCCAGAUGGGUGAUUUCAAUAAAGCCAUAGAGUACCACAAACAACAUCUUAGUAUUGCUAAAGAACUGGGAGACAGGGCAGACGAGGGAACUGCCUACCACAAUCUUGGCGUGGCUUAUCACCAGCUGAAUGAUUUCAGUCAAGCCAUAGUGUACCACAAACAAUAUCUUAGUAUUGCUGAAGAACUGGGAGACAGGAAAGUAGAGGGACGUGCCUACAACAUACUUGGCUUGGCUUAUUCCCGGAUUGGUGAUUUCAAUAAAGCCAUAGAGUACCACAAACAACAUCUUAGUAUUACUAAAGAACCGGGAGACAGGGCAGUCGAGGGAGCUGCCUACCACAAUCUUGAUGUGGCUUAUCACCGGCUGGGUGAUUUCCGUCAAGCCAUUGAGUACCACAAACAAGAUCUUAGUAUUGCUAAAGACCUGGGAGACAGGGCAGGCGAGGGACGUAUCUACAAUGCUGUUGGCGUGGCUAGUUAUAAGCUAGGUGAUUUCAAUAAACCGGGAGACUGGGCAGUCGAGGGAGAUGCCUACUACAAUCUUAGCGAGGCUUAUUACAAGCUGGGUGAUUUCCGUCAAGCCAUAGAGUACAGCAAACAACGUCUUAGUAUUGCUAAAGAACUGGGAGACAGGGCAGACGAGGGAACUGCCUACCACGAUCUUGGCGCGGCUUAUCUCAAGCUGGGUGAUUUCCGUCAAGCCAUAGCGUACACCAAACAACAUUGUGGUAUUGCUAAAGAACUGGGACACAGGGCAGACGAGGGAAGUGCCUAUAAUCAGCUUGCCUGGGCUUAUCUCGAGUUGGGUGAUUUCAAUCAAGUCAUAGAGUACGGCAAACAACAUCUUAGUAUUGCUAAAGAACUGGGACACAGGGUAGGCGAGAGAAGCGCCUACAACACGAAUUGCCUCGCUUAUUAUUUCUUGAGGGGGUAUUCCAGUCAAAUCAUACAGUGCCCCGUGACACAUCUUAGUAUUGCUAAAGAACUGGGAGACCGGAAUGGAGAGGGAAGUGCCUAUAACAAACUUUGCAUCGCUUAUUUCCAGCUGGGUGAUCUAAAUCAAGCCAUAGAGUACAGCAAACAACAUGUUAGUAUUGCUAAAGAACUGGGACACAAGGCAGGCGAGGGACUUGCCUACAACAAUCUUGGUGCAGUUUAUUUUUGGCUCAAUGAUUUCAAUCAAGCCAUAAAGUACUGCAAACAACAUCUUAGUAUUGCUAACGAACUGGGAGACAGGGUAAGCAAGGCAGUCGCCUACCGCAAUCUUGGCUCGUAUUAUCUCAGGCUGGGUGAUUUCAAUCAAGCCAUAGUGUACGCCGAGCAAUGUCUAGAUAUUGUUGGAGAAACGUCAGUAAGGUUAUUAGCUUUAGAAGUUGUUGGUGUGAGUUCUACUUUAAUGGGUAAAUUUUUUAAAGCCAUGCAGUUUUUCCAGGAUUACCUUAAUGUCGCUAAACACGCAGGGGACAGGAGGAGCGAGGCUCACGCCUUUGCACAUAUUGGACUUGUCUAUGUUCUAGGGGCUGAUUUUAAGCAAGCAAUGGUGUACCUAAAGAAAGCGCUUACCAUGGCCAAAGACCUGAGAGACCCAGCCACAGAGGCACUGGUCUAUCAAGGUCUUACGGAAAUUUUUUUGCAACAGGGUGACUUUGAACGAGCCAUCGAGUACAACAAGAAAUUUAUUACCACGUAUCAGGAAUCGAUUGGUAAAGAAGCCUUAAGAUGGUGUUUAGCCACUUCAGGUUUUACUUAUGAACGCUCUGGAGACUUGCAUCAAGCGGUUGAUUGUUAUCAACGCAGUGUUAAAUUUUUAAAUGAGUUGAGAGUUCUGCAAGCCGACGAUGCGUUGAAAAUAACCUUCCGCGAUGCACAUCAAAAUAUUUAUCAGUCACUCUGCAGAACUUUGAUCAAGCUGGAAAAAUUCGACGAGGCAUUGUGUGCUGCGGACCAAGGACGAGCCGAGGCCUUGUUGGAUCUCAUCAAACUACGAUAUGGAUCCCAACUGGCACUUUCUGGAUCAGUUGAGGCUAAACCAGGGAUCUCCGAAAUGGUCACUGAUAUCUCUGGUCAAACGCUUUUUGUUGCUCUACUAGGGAACUCAGUUAACCUGUGGGUAAUCGGGAAAGACAGGAAUGUACAGUUUAGAAAAAAAGAAGUGAAAUAUCUCCGUAGAGGUGCGACCGACUAUUUGAAUUACUUAAGGAAGAAGGCUUACGAGGAAAUUCGAGGAAGAUUCAGGGUAAUCUGCGAAAACCGCAUAUUAGAUGGGUCGAGUACCGAACAAGAAUUGCCACCCGCCGAGGAAAGAGGUGAAGAAACAGGAAACCCAUUACAGUCUGACGAGAAUCCUCUGCGUCUCUUUCAUGAGUGCAUCAUAAGUCCUAUUUCAGAUUUGAUCGAAGAUGGCGAGUUGGUUGUCGUUCCUGAUGGUCCACUGUGUCUCGCCCCUUUUGUUGCAUUUUUGGAUUCCGAAUCAAAGUAUCUCAGUGAGUCCAUGAGGAUACGCAUUCUUCCGUCAUUGAUGUGUAUGAAACUGAUCGACGCUUCUCCCAAAGAAUAUCACAACAAGAGUGGGGCGUUGCUCGUAGGAAAUCCAUGUCUAAAAGACUUUACCACCUUGUUCGGAGAGAAUAAAUAUUUGCCCUUGCCCUGCGCCGAAAAGGAAGUGGAGAUUAUCGGAAAUAUGCUUGGAAUCCACCCACUCACAGGAAAAGAGGCAACCAAGGCUGAGGUGCUGAAGAGAAUCGGUUCAGUUGUUUUAGUGCACAUUGCUGCGCACGGAAAAAUCGAAACUGGGGAAAUUGCUUUGGCUCCAAAUCCACAACGAAAAUACAGAAGACCAGAAGAACAAGAUUUCAGGUUAACAAUUUCCGAUGUUCAAGCAGCAAAGUUGCGUGCAAAGCUUGUUGUGUUAAGUUGUUGUCAUAGUGCUCAAGGCAAGGUUUCUAGUGAGGGUGUGGUCGGCAUUGCACGGGCUUUCCUCGGUGCUGGUGCUCGUUCUGUUCUGGUCGCACUCUGGUCAAUUGAUGACGAGGCUACCAUGGAGUUUAUGAGAAGCUUUUACCAACAUCUGAAGGAUGGAAACAGCGCCAGCGUGUCACUCAACCGGGCGAUGAAAUGUCUGCGAGAAUCAGAAGACUUUAAUGCCCCGCGGUUCUGGGCUCCGUUUGUACUCAUUGGUGAUGACGUCACAAUCGAUUUUAAAGAAAUCAACAAUGAAUCGUGA